Messenger RNA from Engraulis encrasicolus (European anchovy), 1708 nucleotides. RefSeq names its product dynein axonemal assembly factor 10 (gene dnaaf10). The coding region runs from base 110 to 1186 and encodes 358 amino acids. NCBI's taxonomy places the organism in Eukaryota, Metazoa, Chordata, Actinopteri, Clupeiformes, Engraulidae. The transcript has 8 exons. The record is from RefSeq and is a predicted model, not a curated record. Gene Ontology annotation, molecular function: ubiquitin binding.
GUCUUGAGUCAACUGUUUGGCUCGUGAAUCGUGCAUAGAAACGCCUGUGAGAUAUUCACACAUUUUCUUAAAAUUUGUCUUAGAACUAGUCUUAGAAAGCCUGGCAACAAUGUCAACGCCGCUCGAAAAACCUCAGAUCAUAUCCCACAUCCAAAAGAGUUUAAACUACACUGUUUUUGACAGCAAGUGGAUACCAUGCAGUGCAAAGUUUGUUUGCAUGGGUAACUUCCCAAGAGGUACUGGGGUGAUGCAGAUAUACGAAAUUAACCAAGGAGAGUUACAGCUUAUAAAAGAGAUUGAAAAACCUAAACCCAUAAAAUGUGGAACAUUUGGAGCCACAUCUUUACAACAGAGACAUUUGGCAACGGGGGAUUUUGAUGGCAAUCUAAAUAUCUGGAACCUAGAAGUACCAGACACACCUGUGUAUUCUGUGAAGGCUCAUAAAGAGAUUAUAAACUGCCUGGAUGGUGUGGGAGGACUGGGGAUUGGAGACGGCGCCCCUGAGAUUGUGACAGGCAGUAGAGAUGGGACUGUCAAGGUUUGGGACUCCAGACAAAAAGACACACCAGUGGCAAAUAUGGAGCCAAUUGAGGGAGAGACAAAGAGAGACUGUUGGACUGUGGCUUUUGGGCACGCUUUUAAUGACCAAGACCGUUGUGUGUGUGCUGGAUAUGAUAAUGGAGACAUCAAGCUGUUUGACCUCAGAAACAUGUCUUUACGAUGGGAGACAAACAUCAAAAAUGGAGUGUGUUCCGUGGAGUUUGACAGGAAAGAUAUCAACAUGAACAAAAUGGUGGCGACAUCCCUGGAGGGAAAGUUCCAUGUGUUCGACAUGAGGACCCAGCAUCCCACCAAAGGCUUUGCCUCAGUCUCUGAAAAGGCACACAAAUCAACAGUCUGGCAAGUGCGGCACUUGCCUCAGAACAGAGACAUCUUCAUGACAACCGGAGGAGCAGGAAAUCUGCACUUGUGGAAAUAUGAGUAUCCAGCCCAGCGGAGUAAAAAGGACUCUGAGGAGGUGGACAUGGGUGUGGCGGGAACAGUCAACCUCCUACAGAAUGUGACCUUGUCAACUCAGCCAAUCGCCAGCCUGGACUGGAGCCCAGACAAGCAGGGCCUGUGUGUGUGCACCGCCUUCGACCAGUCGGUCCGCGUGCUCAUCGUGACCAAGCUCAACCGCGUCUAACACGGGACUCUCGCGCUCUCUCUUUCUGCUGGGGUGUGGAAUAUGUGUGUGCGCGCGUGUGCACUGCUGGGAUGUGUGUCUGUGAGUGUGUUCCUGCUACCCAUGCCCUUGUGCAGUACUCACACAGUAUGUGGAGUUGGUGUUUGGGACUGCAGAAUUUGGAGGAGAACUGCCUUCAUAACAAUUCCACUCUGCUUUAUGUGACUAAUGUGUACAGGCGUAUGUACACUUAGGUAAUAAGAUGACUGAGUAUGGAUGCCUUCUUGAUUUUCUCAAUUGUAUUGAACUGCUCUCAUAAACGUGUUUUUCUAUUGCCAUGAAUAUAAAAUAUGAACUAUUUUCCAGCACAGUUGUUUUUUUGCUGGCAGAAAGAACUAAAACUGGUGGAAUUGUAUGAAAUAAUACAUUUACAUGUAUACUUGUACACAUUAACACAGAACCAAAUUUACUCUUGACAUUUAUUUGUUAAAACAUUUCAAUGAAAUCAUCAAUAAACCAAAUCCAUCAAGCAGUUACAAUUCA